AUGCCUGCUACUCCUGCUACAACUAGUACCGGCGCAACAGCACAGCCACCCGUAACCGCUACCAUCAGCCUCAAACUCCCACCAUACUGGCCAUCUGACCCAACAAUAUGGUUCACCCAAGUGGAAGCACAAUUCACCACUCGAGGCAUAACCUCCGAACCCACCAGAUAUGCUUAUGUGGUGGCGUCCCUGCAGCCAUCUAUAGCGCAGGAGGUGAGGGAUAUUUUAAUAACUCCACCCUCAGAGGCUCCAUACACAACGCUAAAAAAGGAGCUUAUCAAGCGCACAUCUCAAUCUGAACAAAAACGCUUGCAUCAACUCUUGACAACAGAGGAGUUGGGGGAUCGAAAGCCCUCCCAACUGCUCCGCAAGAUGCAACAGCUCUUGGGGGAGCGAACAUUGGAGCCAUCAAUAAUGAAACAACUUUUUCUCCAGCGGCUUCCAACCAAUGCUCGGCUAAUUCUUGCUUCCACCUCAGAAGAGGUCGACAUCGACCAAUUGGCAAAGUUAGCAGAUAAAAUCAUGGAAGUCUCCCCUACCCAGGCACCCGUCUCUGCACACAUCACUACCAUUGAAUCUCCGCCACCAACCGAAAUUCAACAACUGCGGGCCGAAGUAGCGAAUUUGGCAUCAAUGAUAUCCACCCUCACCAGCCGUCCACGUGAACGCAGUCGCAGCCGCAGUCAACCGCGUCGCCAACGCACUGAUGACCGUAGAUCAGCAGCCACGGCCACGCACGAUGCAGAGUGUUGGUACCACCAGAAAUUUGGAGCUAUGGCCCACAAAUGUACGCAGCCAUGUUCUUAUAAGGCCGGUUACCAGGAAAACGACCAAGCCGGCAAGUAG
Patiria miniata (bat star) is the source of this 846-nucleotide messenger RNA. RefSeq lists its product as uncharacterized. The record is from RefSeq and is a predicted model, not a curated record. Lineage: Eukaryota; Metazoa; Echinodermata; Asteroidea; Valvatida; Asterinidae. The transcript has a single exon. The coding region runs from base 1 to 846 and encodes 281 amino acids.